Andrographis paniculata is the source of this 755-nucleotide messenger RNA. Its product is annotated as zinc finger protein ZAT8-like. The transcript has a single exon. Gene Ontology annotation, biological process: response to stress; response to chitin. Bases 55 to 612 code for a protein of 185 amino acids. NCBI's taxonomy places the organism in Eukaryota, Viridiplantae, Streptophyta, Magnoliopsida, Lamiales, Acanthaceae. The record is from RefSeq and is a predicted model, not a curated record.
CACAUACACACACAUAUAUAUAUAUAUAUAGAGAGAGAGAGAGAGAGAUCUAUUAUGAUGAUCAUGAAAAGAAAGAAAGAAGAUGGAGAUGAGGUUACCUUGGAGGCAAUAAGCAUGGCCACAGCCAAGUAUUUCAUGCUAUUCUCCGGUGGCGGCAGCAGCAGCGGCGAUGGAUACGCGCGCGUAUUUACCUGCAAGACAUGUAAACGAGAGUUCUCAUCAUUCCAGGCGCUGGGAGGCCACCGCGCCAGCCACAAGAAGCCACGGCUGGCGGCGACAGCAGAUGAUCAGCCAACGACAGAUUACCCUAAGAGGAAGACGCAUGAGUGCCCGGUUUGCGGGCUGGAGUUUCCGAUGGGACAAGCUCUUGGAGGACACAUGAGGCGCCACAGACCUCACCAUCACCAUCUGAAAAUCGAGGAGGAAGCAAGUAACGAAAAUGACAAUGAUAAUAACAAGAAGAGAAGGAUCAUGAGGCAAAGUACCGAAGUAGUGUUAUUGUGUGUCGAUUUGAAUUUGACACCGCUGGAGAACAGCAUUUUGCCGCUGCAGCAGCCGCCACCGCCGCCGCCUGCUUCUCCGGUGGCUGCCGCCGCCCUUUGCCUUUUCUGAUCCAUCGAUCUUCUCCCUCACACACACACACACACAUACAUAUGUGUGUGUGUUUUUAUAUAUAUACAUAUAUAUGGAUGCACAGACCAUCUUCGCUAUUGUUGAUACUUUUAUUUUACCAGAAUAACACUUUCAGAUCUGAA